AUGGAGACCUCCUCAUUUAGCAGCUUUUGGAAUUGGUAUCUUAUGAGGCUCUUGCCGGGGUGGCCCCACUACCAAUCUCCUUACGACUAUGGUUUCUCUCUCUUGUUAGUGUUUCUGCUCACCUUCACUGCUGAGUUCUGCUCCAACUACCCCGUCAGCCGACGAAGCGAUCCGAGGGUGGCUGCGCUGGGUGGCGCCGCCUUGCGGGCGCUUCAGAUGUUCAUGACUUACUUGGCCAUCAUAGCCAUAAUGGCCACCGAUUUCGUCUUCUUUGCAGCAGCGGUGGCUGGACAUGCCGCCGGAAAUCUUGUUGCUGGUCUCUAUCAGUAUCAUAUUGAAGAGGUCGAGUCUGCGUUGUAUGACUGUAGCUGUGGAAAUUAUUAUACUGUGUGA
Salvia splendens (bonfire salvia) is the source of this 393-nucleotide messenger RNA. RefSeq names its product copper transporter 4-like. The record is from RefSeq and is a predicted model, not a curated record. The coding region runs from base 1 to 393 and encodes 130 amino acids. Lineage: Eukaryota; Viridiplantae; Streptophyta; Magnoliopsida; Lamiales; Lamiaceae. The transcript has a single exon.